Messenger RNA from Adineta ricciae, 1743 nucleotides. The record is from the annotation of a GenBank genome assembly. NCBI's taxonomy places the organism in Eukaryota, Metazoa, Rotifera, Eurotatoria, Adinetida, Adinetidae.
AUGGACGACAACAAUAACAAUAUUUUCGAUGCUCUAGAAUCGCCAUCAUCUUCGACCAAUUCAGUCAGUGAUUUACAAAUGAAAUCAUCAACGAGCAUAUAUUCAUUGCGUCGUUCUCAUCUUCCAUUGAUGAAUGCAGGCAGCGGAAUGUAUUCAACUUCUCCUUCACCACCCGAACCCUCAUCACCGGGUGAAAUUCAGCGAAAAAAACGACGAGAUCGAGCAUUGCAUGAUCUCGGUUUUGCUAAUCCAGGUCCAAAAAAUCUAGUCAAUGUAGCAAAUGUACCACCGAGACGUUUGAAAACUCGUCAAACGUCAACUCAGGAUAAACCUUGUGCAAGCAAACCAUUGUAUGAUAAAUCAGGAUUACUCGCAUCCGAUCAAACCGAUCGUUGUGAUUGUAAUCGUUUUAAAUGUCCGGGAUGUUUUGUACCUUGUGCAAACUGUCAAUCGGCCAAAUGUGGUCUCGAAUGUCACGAACUUAUGCUCGUGCGGAAAUCGCAGGGUAAAAAGAAAUCAUCGACAGGUAUACCUCCUGUUAUUCCAUUAGACAGUAGUUUAACAUCAAUCGAAUGGCUACCGAAUAUGCAAAUAGGAGAAGGCUCGCCGGCGACAUCCAUGACUACAACGCCGUCGACAUCGACAGCAACAACAUUGCCGACAACACCUAUUAAACAAUCGUUACCUGUCACUAAUAAUUAUCAGCAAAAACUCGAAGCUGUCGACGUCGAAAUACCAACAACAACUGUUCAUGAUAAUGCUCACGUCAAACCUCCUUACAGUUAUGUAACACUAAUUCGUCAAGCUAUACUCAGUACGCGAAUGCAACGAAUGACAUUGAAUGAAAUUUAUCAAUGGAUUGUUGACUCGUAUCCGUAUUUUCGUACGGCACCACCUAAGUGGAAGAAUUCGAUUCGUCACAAUCUAUCAUUGAAUAAAUGCUUUAAACGACUUCAAAGAAGUACCAAUGAUCCGGGCAAAGGUUCCUAUUGGGCAGUUGAUGAGUCAUCGGACAGUAGUAAUCAAAUCAAUUCUCGUAAACGAAAACUCGAGGAAAUCCAACCAUCGACUCAGAUAUUUCCAUUAUCGCCUGCUGGUUUGAUUCAACAACCCCAUGGAUUUUAUACGAAUAAUAAUCCAAUGGUAUGUGGCGAUAUUUGCAGUGUCGGUGGACAAUCAUCAUCAACGGAUGAAUCGGAUUCAACAACGUCUCUGGCGAACAAUCACACUUUGAUUCCAUGGGAUGAUUUAAAUGUUGAUUUAACUGCAUCAUUUCGUCGAUUUCGUGAGCAAGUUUUAGAUGCUCCGAAUUCACUAUCCACAACCAAUCCUGAUCUUUCGGCUGCUAAUCCGAACACGACAACGAACUGGAGUCAUGAUCUGUUUCCCAAUGGCGAAACCAAUAGUUUUUUCGAAAGUAUCAAAUUAGCAUCAAGCGGAGAAAUCAAUUGGCACGAAAUUGAUGUUAAACCCUAUUGCGAAUUUCUUGACGGUUUUCGAACAAACCCAGCAUUUCAACAAGACCGUGAUAAACUAAUCAAUCUUGCAUCAUCUCUUUCGUCCUUCUUUGACUAUACCGGAAUUACGAAUCUAGCACAAUCCCGAAUUGCAACUGACUCAUUUUCUGGUAAUCGACUACCUAUGACAUCUCACAACCUAACAUCCGAACCAACAAAUAAUCCAAUUUCACUGCCAGUUGUAAUGGAAGAAGAACCCGCUUUCGACUGGGAUUCAAUUACAUAA